GGGCCUUCCAAUUAAAUAUAUCAAUAGUCAAAAUCCAGCAGCCCUUGCGCCUUAGUUGAGUGGAGAAGGCCCUCGCCAACCCCUUUUCUUUCUUUUUCCCCCCUUAAAAUUCAGUUUGCCGAGUGGACUUUAAACUUAGUUUCCAAGAUGGAAUUGGAUGCCAACGGAAUAAAGAGAUUCGCAACAAGCAUCACUUGCUGUGCAAUUGUCAUCAUAUCGGUUGCUCUGCGCUUCUGGUGUAAACUCUCACUGAAGAGUGGUAUACAUGCGGAAGACUGGGUUAUAUUUGCCGUAGUGCCAGCAUAUAUAGGGGCUACAGCUGAUGACAUAUGGGGACUCCUUGGAGGGGGCCAUGGCAAGGAGAUAGAUGCAGUGGUUGUUGACCUGCUGCUUGAUCCAUCGCCCAAAAACUUCAAGGCCUUAGAAGUUUCCUUCGAAUCGCUUUUUGUCGGGUUCUUCCUCUCCCCCUUUGGACUCACAGCCACCAGAAUAUCUAUCUGUUUAUUAUAUCGGCGCAUAUUUUCGACACGCAACUUUCGAAUUCAAUCAAUGAUAAUGAUGAUUAUAAGCAUCGCGUGGCUCACUGCGUCCUUUGUUGUUAACGUGGUGCUUUGCAUUCCACUUGAUACGUUCUGGAAACCUUUCAAUCCAGGACGUUGCGUGAACUUCAACCUAUAUUAUCUUUUAAUCGGUAUUUUUGAAACCAUAAUUGAUUCUGCAAUAUUGGCCCUCCCUAUUCGGGCCACAUUCCAAGUCCAACUACCUUUGAAGACUAAACUCCUCUUGUCGGGGAUUUUUCUUCUAGGAGGGUUUGUUAUCGUCACGAAUGCCUUUCGCCUAUCCGCUAUAUACCAGCCCAAUAGUACCAAGGUGUCACUAAGUGAGGCGACAUUUUGGACUCAUAUCCAUUCUACGACAGCAGUACUCUGUGCCAACAUUCCAAUCUACAAGCCUCUUGUAGCCUCGGCAAAUAACUUGUUUGGUGGGAUUCGAAACAUAUUCUACUCAUCAUUUCGCUCGCUGCGAAGUAACCAGACAAUGAGAAUCGAGGAUUCAGCAGAUGACCCCGAAAGUGGUUUCCAGAUGGUGAAUACUACGUCGCAUCCGGAUGUAGCUGCUUAUCAUCGGUCAAGGUAUCAUCUUGAAGAUUCGAGAAACCCUAUCCUCGUUCCUGAUGAAGGGGUGAAUGUGACGAUAGCUAGAUGCAGCGAUAUGUCCCUCGGCCAUCUAGAUAUCCCGCAGGGUAGAAUACUUCACACGAGGAAGGUUGAGGUUGCUUGAUUUUGACCGGGGCGUGUAGUGUAUCUCAUUCCUACGAUAGUCAAUACAGAAUUUUCAAUUAGAACUAGGAGAAUAUUAGACAAUCGAAAUUGAGUAGCGGGGUUUUACUUGUGAAUAGGGGCCUUUAAGUUUGCAUCACCUAUCCAUAAUAGGUACCUAGACUGUACACUAAAAUAUCCCAUGCUCCGCUGUAGUAGGUGUGCU
Annulohypoxylon maeteangense is the source of this 1485-nucleotide messenger RNA. RefSeq lists its product as uncharacterized. NCBI's taxonomy places the organism in Eukaryota, Fungi, Ascomycota, Sordariomycetes, Xylariales, Hypoxylaceae. The record is from RefSeq and is a predicted model, not a curated record. The transcript has 4 exons. The coding region runs from base 148 to 1281 and encodes 377 amino acids.